Messenger RNA from Prorocentrum cordatum, 3111 nucleotides. The record is from the annotation of a GenBank genome assembly. NCBI's taxonomy places the organism in Eukaryota, Dinophyceae, Prorocentrales, Prorocentraceae.
GAGAACCCGCAGUUCCAGAUCGCUGGUGGCGAUGGCAACCCCGUGGCCGUCACGCGCAGCAUCGCCGAGCUCUACUUCCGCGUCUUCUCGCACAUGCCGAUCAACGAGGUCAUCGCCCGCAAGAACAGCAGGGCUGCCCAGGACAGCACAUUCAGACAGCAAGUCCAAGAGGCGGAGGCGGCUUGGGCCAGCCGCGCCAACCGCACCUCGCUCGACACGGUCAGCCAGAUGGGGCAGGGGGACAACGUCUCGGUCGGUUUCGGCAGCAUGGUCAAGGUGAAGCGCAAGGUUGCCACCUUGAACAGGAUUGAGUUCACGUACCACCAUGACGGCCAGGAGCCGUUGCAGCGCUUGGUGCGCCACCACCCGACGAUGAUGCUGCCGGUUCGUGGUGCGACUUCUGGUGAACAGGAAAAGGUAUGGUUGUUAGAAGUAUUUCCUGGCGCACGCCGCACAAUGAGCUUCACCACCUUCCACAAGGUUACCGCUGGCUCGACCCCUGUGCGGCCAGAAGACGUCUUCUACCUUGGUCAGGUGGCGGACUUUUACAAAAAGGGGCUUGCCGACCAGAAUGCUGAGUUCGACUUCGACGUGGUGGACAAGGACCUUCCGACCAUCAACGACACCAGAGAGAAAUACGGCUUGCCCCCGCUCCACCCGCACCAGGCGGUUGGCAGCCACGACGCCCCCGCCGCUGAGUUUGAUGAGGCAACGCCGCCUGCCGCAGCGGCGCAUGCAGGUGGCGGUCUUGUUGAGAGCCUCGAGGCGGCGAUUGGCGGCGGCGGCGGUGCGCUCGACACCUCCCUGGCCCUGGCCCCCGUGAUCCAGUUGCCGUCCGCUUUCGGCAAGAGCGCGGAUGCUGCUGGGGGUGCCAACAAGCGGAGGCGCGUGCAGCAGAUGCCUGCAGCCCCUCUCGAGGCGUCGCCUGGCAGCGCAGGUGACAUUGCCAUCUUGGAUGACGUUGCAUCGGUCGCGGGGUCUACUCAGGUCGGCAAUGCCAGUGCGACAGGCAGAUUGAGUGAUAUGCGCCAGGGCCCCUACAAACACAUAUCGAACCUGAAUUGCGAGGCUGAGAUGCUGCAGGGGAACUUGGGGAACUUGCUGUCUCACGCCCAGAAGUGGGUGCGUGAAAAUUCCGAGAACGCCGCAAAGUGGGGCAACGGGAUGUAUGACUUGAAGUCCAGGAUCGCGAAGUUUGAGAUGGCACACAUCGUAUCAGUUCGGCAUCAUGACAGCUUCACGGACGCCGAGGUGGCGAAGGCAGUCAGGUACAUGAUCCACUUUGACGGGGAGCUCACGUUCUUCGGCGAUUGUUUGCCCUUCGACCCCAGCUGCGACGACGAGUUCGACAGCGAUUCGCCGCGGCUGUGCGCUCUGGACGUGGAGGCGGCUGUCAAGAUCCACUCGUACAUGACGUCGUUCAUGGACAGUUGGCUUUGCCCUAUCUUGCAGCAAAGGGGCGAAUCGCGUCAGCUUUUCUCUGCCGCCUUGUCCGCGGCCCGCGAGAAGGUCGCCCUCGUUGUUGCUGAGGAGUUGCCCGAAGAGUACAUGCGGUUCUUCUGUUCCUUGUCGGAGGCAUUCGACGCGCUGGCUUUUCUUGCGGGCGACGCAUCUGCCAUGACAUUGGACGACAUUUCUGAGAAGGUCAAGGCCCACGUCGCCCUCUUGAGCGAUCAGAAGUCCACCGACCCGAUCGUGUCAAGGAUCGUGAGGUUCAUCAGCGCGACACCCGUCUACAUGGACUUGCUGUCCGACUUAUCCAAGGCGUCGCAGGGGAUGCAGUCCAUGGGCCGCCAGUUAGCAUACAUACAUUCGGCGCUGACGGCCGACGACCUCACGACCCUCAGUUCGACCGAGGAAUGGUGGAAGGUGCUCGAGUGCCACGGGAACAUCGCCAAGGACAUGUUGGCUAUGGUGGAUGCCCUUGGCUCGGCGUUCGGAGACAGCUUGAAGGGUCGGGCCCUCCUGAAAGCAGACGUUGUCGUCAAGAGCUCUCUGGAUCGCGCUCAUCACGACGCUGCUUCGGAGGUAGAGGCGGAAGCGUUCAGCAAGAUGGUGUCGUAUCAGCGUCUCGUGUGGCACGACUUGCAGUGCUUCCUCGACGCGGAGUCCGAAGCCGCCGACCUGAUCGUCUCUCUGAGGAUCAUGGAGACCGCGCAGCGCGGCAUGGAGCAGGUCAGGGGCUCGGUCGCCGUCAGCGAGACUGUGCAGCAGCACGUGGAGACGCUGGCCGCCAAGUGCAUCAAGAUAGCUAUCGACGUGUCCGUUCACAGCGAGGUGAUGCGCACUGCGGCUUUGAACGCGCUCGCUGCCGCCCUGGACAUCAUGCCCCAGAGCGUCAUCCACAAGGGCGUGGUGGACGUCCUCAGGCAGCACAAUGCGUUGGCAGUUCGCCUGGCGGAGUUCAAGGCGAAGCGCGCCGCGGGCGACGGCAGCGGCAUAGAUCUCGACGCCGCGUACCAGUGCGACGGCCUCUCAGGGCUGAAGGGGUGCACCACCGCGCUGUCCGCCCUCAUGUCGAAGGGUUCGUUCCCCGGCGUCGUAGGUGAUGCCAAGUUGGUGGACAUGGCGGUGGUGCAGUGUACCGUCGCGCGCACGCUUGUCGACGAGGUUGCCUACUAUGGCCUCAAGGCCCUCGUGCCGAAGUACCAGAGCGGCAUCCUGGCGGAGCUGGACGGACACAAGGGCGGCCUGAAGAACGGCGCCGACUGGGUGGACGGGCUGUCCGCGUCAGGUGCCACGGAGAAGUGGGACAAGGUCAAGAGCGUGGGGGUGGCCACUUUGCUGGCCGACGGCGUCGCCGGCGGCCUCCGCAGGAAGGUCGCGGCAGCUGUGGAGGAGGAGCGCCGCAUCGCCGAGUGGGCCAAUAAGUACGAGCUGCAAGUCGAGGGCACGGUCCUCAGUGAAGGCAAGCAGCUCGCUGCCAAGUGCAUUGUGGUCUGGGCGUCAGCCUUCCUUCUGAAGGCAUUUUCGGAGCAGGUCGACAUGGUGGCCUUGCGCAAGGCUGCGAUGGCGGCGCAGUCGGAGCUGGCGAAGUUCAACAAGGGGCUCGGCGACAUCGUCCCAUCGGUGUUGUCCAAGCAGGCCAGCGAUGCGCUGGUCUUCGAGUGA